Molecule: messenger RNA, 1386 nt
Organism: Helobdella robusta
Lineage: Eukaryota; Metazoa; Annelida; Clitellata; Rhynchobdellida; Glossiphoniidae
Exons: 14
Coding region: 1-1386 (461 amino acids)
Cellular component (GO): dynactin complex
Source: RefSeq, a predicted model, not a curated record
AUGGCGACGUUCAUGAACACGGAUUGCGUUAAAUAUGUUUCGAAAGGAGUCGUGGCUCCAUUGUGUGAAUUGUCCUUUUGUAGGCAUUGUCUCGAACUUAGAUCUAAAUUUUGCGUCUUUCACGAGGUGGACUCCCUUUUUUGUCCUAACUGCCUGGAAAGUAUGCCUGCUGCUGAGGCAAAAACCAAAAAGAACAGAUGUGGCAGUUGUUUCGACUGCCCAACAUGCAACCAUGCCCUCUCUACCAGAGCGACAUCUAUAAUGUCUGAUGAGGCCUGUGAGGAUGGGUCCAAAACUCUGAAGAAAGCAUUUUAUUUGGCGUGUGGUUUUUGCAGAUGGUCAUCAAGGGAUGUGGGCAUCAAGGAUCAAUCUGUUGCUAGUGGCGGCUGGACAGAACAGAUAAACCCUUAUGCUGAAAGGAUAGCCUCAUUGGUGGAAUACUACAAGCAGUACACGUUGAAGGAAUUGCAAGAGAAAGAGAAAAAAAGAUUUAGGAGAAAAAGCUUUUUCCAACUACCUGAAAAAUUUGGCUUGGGACAUCUGACUGUUAAGAGGAGGCCUGGAUUGAGUUUGAAUCUGAUUAGAUUCAUAGAAAUAAAAUUUGAAUUUUCUAGCAAAGACCAGGCAGAAAUAAAUUUACCUGAAAUCGAACUGAGCAGAACAUUUGACAGCUUUGAUGAACUCCCCGAUGACGUCUACACUAAACCUCUUGACCUUUCUCAAGUGACAAAUAUCAACCAACGUUUGAGCAACCCUGAAUUUCAGCCAGCAACUGUUCAAAAUCUCUACCCUAAUCACAAACAUUUGCUUAUCAAAAGAUCCCAGAGAUGUAAGCAGUGUGAUCACAACCUCAGUAAACCUGAAUACAAUCCAUCUGCUAUAAAGUUCAAGAUACAAUUGGUUGCUCUGCACCAUAUUCCUGAGAUAAGAAUCAUGAAACCUCCUGUCUUGAGAAAUAAUCAGACCACCCAAGCUGUCCUUACUCUGACAAACCCACUCGAGAUCACGGUACAAGUUCAGUUGUCAGCAUUCAAUGAGGAUAGCACUGAUGAGGCUGAUGCUACUAAUGGUUUUAAUACCGCUAAGAUCGAGUUGCCCAGCGAUGAGUUACUGGUGGCAAAAUCUGAAGAUGCGGCUGACGUUGAAGAGACACAAACCUUCAAUGAUGAUCCAAAAAUUAUAGCGUUCCGCAAAGGCUGUAAGAUUGGUUUCUUUGUAUCUGUGACUCCGAAAGUUGAGCAAGGAGAUGCCAAGGUCAGGUUGAAGAUGAGGCAUAACUACCUGAAGAGGCAACUCUCAAUGGCUGAAAAGGAUGUCAAAGAUAAUGAAAUUAAAUGGAUGGAACACGAAGUCCAAAUUAACUUCGGGGCAGUGGUGAAUGAAUAG